AUGACACAGACAUCGGCACAGCUAACAGCCUGCAGUCUUAACCAGAAGCUCGUCGGGGCUAUCGAGCGGCAAGCAGAGCUCGAAGAUCAGGUUGCUCAAGCGCGGCAAGAACUCAGGCAUGCGCAACAGCAGAUUGCAAAGCUAGAGCAGGAACAGCGCGAGACCAAGGAUAGACUCGCGGCUGGUUUGCUGGUGAGUAAGUCUCAGGUGGAAGAUGAGACGCAGGGAUUACGGCAGACUUUACAGGUUGAACAGGCAAAUCGGACGACUGCGGAGGAAGCUCGGUCACGGAUAGAGAAGGAGCUCGAGGACUUGACUCGUUCGUUGUUUGAAGAAGCCAAUAAGCUUGUAUCAACAGCACGGAAAGAGACGGCUGCUGUGGAAGAACGUAAUGCUCAGCUUGUGAGGCAGAAUGAGGAGAAGACAAUGUUGUUGGCAAGUCACCAGCAGCAGCUGGAAGAGCUCAAGGCCGUCUUGCAGCGCAUGUCAACGGAGGAGGUUCGAUGGAGUUCACGGCCCGGCUCACCAAAGCCGAAUCCGACGCGUCAACAAGCUACGCGGCAUUCGAGAGAGCUGUCGCUGGGCAAGAUACAAGCACAGGGUAGUCCACUGACGCCGCACUUCAGGGUCCUGCCGACAUACAGAACCGACACGAAGGCCUUCUACGAGUUCCGUGCCCUCUUGCCAAGGCAAAACACGCCCAAGCACUCUAUGGAACGGCCUACAAGCGACAGCACUGCAUCACCCUUACCAAGUCCCAUUAUUGCAUCGUCAUCUUACUGGGGCCGCAGCUCGACAGACGACAAAAAAGACAAGGACCUACAAUCAAGUAAAUUCUGGAAACGCGCUCUCAUUGAAGAUGUCGAGCCGACGCUACGACUGGAUAUGGCGCCUGAUUUAGGCUAUCUCGGCAGACGUACGUUCCUACAGGCUGUUGCAGAGGGCCACCUUGUUGUGGAAGCACACCCUGCACAUCUUGCACGCUACCAACCAGAGCGAUCGCCGUGCGCGUUAUGCGGCGACAACCGCAAUGAUGCUGAGCAUGCACGCAGAUUCAGAUGCCGCACGAGCGAGUCCAAAGAAGCUGCGGUGCACCCGCUCUGCGACUGGUGCCUGGACCGAGUGCGUGCUGUGUGUGGAUAUGUGGCCUUCCUGCGACAGGUCCGGGAUGGGCUGUGGAAAGGGGAGGAGGAGGAAGGUGCGUUGAUGCGCUGCUGGUGCGAGUGCGUGAAGCUGCGUGAGACGAUGUUCUGGACACGCGUCGGACACAAGAUUGAGUACUGA
Protomyces lactucae-debilis is the source of this 1284-nucleotide messenger RNA. RefSeq lists its product as uncharacterized. The record is from RefSeq and is a predicted model, not a curated record. NCBI's taxonomy places the organism in Eukaryota, Fungi, Ascomycota, Taphrinomycetes, Taphrinales, Protomycetaceae. The transcript is spliced from 2 exons. The coding region runs from base 1 to 1284 and encodes 427 amino acids. Gene Ontology annotation, cellular component: Golgi to plasma membrane transport vesicle; cell tip. Gene Ontology annotation, biological process: exocytosis. Gene Ontology annotation, molecular function: guanyl-nucleotide exchange factor activity.